AUGGUGCUGUUGACUGCCAUUGCGGCGUCAUCGUUCAUAUUUUACGCCGAUCCUAAAGGCACCCUGGACAUCAAGUCGUUCAAAGUGAUCAACACGCAUACACCUCGCAUACGCUACACUAAGCUCGAUCAAGGCCGCGUGAACUUCAACACCGAAGCUGAUCUCCGACCGUUAUUCAACUGGAACACGAAGCAGCUAUUUGUCUGGAUGCAAGCGGAGUACACGAACUCACGUGGGGUUCAGAAUGAGGUCGUCAUGUGGGACCGAAUUGUCAAGCGCAAGGAGGACGCUCUGCUAGACCUUCGCGGACGUAACAAGUACUAUUGGCAUGAUCUCGUCCGAAGCUUCAACGGCUCGGAACCCGUCACCUUCUCACUGAAGUAUAAUAUCAUGCCAUAUGUCGGUCUUCUGACAAUGGGUGAAGCUGCACGCACUACAGAACCUCUCCCUUUCCCUCCCGCGCAAGCGCCAACGGAUUAA
Peniophora sp. CBMAI 1063 is the source of this 480-nucleotide messenger RNA. NCBI's taxonomy places the organism in Eukaryota, Fungi, Basidiomycota, Agaricomycetes, Russulales, Peniophoraceae. The record is from the annotation of a GenBank genome assembly.